This is a messenger RNA of Malania oleifera, 3768 nucleotides long. Its product is annotated as putative U-box domain-containing protein 42. The record is from RefSeq and is a predicted model, not a curated record. Gene Ontology annotation, biological process: protein ubiquitination. The coding region runs from base 511 to 3606 and encodes 1031 amino acids. Gene Ontology annotation, molecular function: protein binding; ubiquitin-protein transferase activity. The transcript is spliced from 4 exons. NCBI's taxonomy places the organism in Eukaryota, Viridiplantae, Streptophyta, Magnoliopsida, Santalales, Ximeniaceae.
CUGGUGUUUAUAGGUGUUUAUAGGAAUUCUGCUAACUGCAUGUCUUUCACCAUUUCUUCUCCCUCAUUAGGGAGCAUAAUCAUUAUCACAGUUGCAAAGAGUAAUAUCUGCAACAAGGGUUUAGUUUAUAAAACUGCACCCUACAUGUGUGCAAAAACUUCAGCAUGACAUCAGCAGUCUGCACCUUAGGUUCUGACCCUUUCCAGUAAACCUCAAAAAAAACACAAGGACAACUUGUGUUACACCAAAAUACAAUUGUAAAAGGCUCAUUUUUACGAGGGCUGACUCAAUCAAUGCCUGCUUACCUUGUCAAAGGUACAAACCGGAAAGUCAGAAAUAUAAAACCAUGGCACUCAAGCAAAGGAAUUCAUUUCCAGCAGGGUUAUAAUUUAUGAGGCAGUAAGGAGGGAGCGAUCAAUGACAAACUAUCCCUGUGCUUUAAAAUGCCUUCAAGUAGAGUGAGCAAGCAUUUCUGGGUUUGCAAGGUCAGGCUCUCACACCAGGGAGGUCAUGACAAGCAGUGGCUCUGACUGGAUGCUGAUCAAGGAGGAUGCAACUCCAAUUGAGACACUGGCUGAAUGCCUGUUGGUAUCUAUUUCUGAAAUCAUAGAAUUUGUUGCCUGCAUGGAUAUAGAACAGGAAAUUUUUAUGGACAUUGGAUGCUACUUUUACCGGGCCUGUCCGGCAAUUAAGGAAUUGCAGGCAACUGAGAAUACCACAGCUGAUACAAUGGAGAUUCUACAGUCUUUAUCUGAAAGCAUUGACUUGGCCAAGGAUCUUGUGGAGAAAUGCCAAAAAGGAAUUUGUAUCAUUCCAGGUCCUAAAUUACGAAACAUUAUUGAACAGCUUGAGGGGGUGAUAAGAUGCAUGGGGGAGAGGUUGGCAUUGGUGCCAUCAGCAGCAUCUAGGGACCAAGAAUAUGCAGAAGUUGCAAUCCGUUCUAUCUCAAAAGAGAUGCAAAAUGCUCAUUUUUCAGUCAGCCAAACUCAAGUAACUGAGCUGGAACCACAGACAUUGUCUUGGGAAGAGCAAUCACGCCAAGAACCAGAAGCAAUAGAAACAGAUCUAUAUUCCAUCAAUUUUGAAGUUUCCACAGAGAAUCCACAGUUGGAUAUGUCAAAUUUGCAAGUGAUUGAAUUCCCUAAAACCAUGAGUUAUGGUUGCCCGCAAAGGAACCAUGGAAGCACGAACAAUGGCCCCCUAGUAACUUUGCCUCAGCUGGCUCAGUGCACGGAGCCUCUUUAUAAAUCAUUCUUCUGUCCACUGACAAAGAGGAUAAUGGAAGAUCCAGUUACCAUAGAAAGUGGAAUGACCUAUGAAAGGAAGGCUAUUAUUGAGUGGUUUGAAAAGUUCAAGAACUCAAAGGAAAUUUUUUGCCCAACCACAGGGCAGAAGCUGAUGAGUAGAAUUAUGAGGACCAAUAUAGCUCUGAAGACCACAAUAGAGGAAUGGGAGGAAAGAAAUGAAACAACAAGGAUAAAGGCUGCACGGGCAGCUUUGUCGUUAGGCAGUUCAGAAAGUAUGGUACUUGAAGCACUAAAAGAUCUGCAAAAUAUAUGCCAAAGGACAUCAUACAAUAAGGUACAGAUUCGCAAUGUUGGAAUAAUACCUUUGCUUGUUACCUUACUGGAGUACAAGGACAGCAAAGUUAGAUGUGCGACACUCGAAUUGUUACAACUCUUGGCAGAGGAUGAUGAUGAUGGCAAGGAAAUGAUUGGCAUGGUAAUGGACAUUUCGACUAUAAUCAAGAUGCUCUCGAGUAAUCAACAACCUAUAAAGCAUGCAUCUUUGCUACUUUUGCUUGAGCUUUCAAGAUCCAAAUCUCUCUGUGAGAAAAUUGGAUCUGCUUCUGGAGGGAUUCUGAUGCUGAUCAUAACUAAAUACAACCAAUCUGUCGAUACCUUUGCUUCAGAAAAAGCUGGUGAGACCUUAAGGAACUUGGAAAGAUCUCCUAACAACAUCAAAUGCAUGGCAGAAAAUGGGUUUUUGGAACCCCUGUUAAAUCAUCUAAUUGAAGGUUGUGAGGAGACAAAAAUGGAGAUGGGAAGCUACCUCGGGGAAAUUGUUCUAGGACGUGACAGCAAAAUCUAUGUGGCUGAAAAGGCUUCUCCUGCUCUGAUAAAAAUGGUGCAAAGUGGAAACACUCUGACAAGGAGGGCAGCAUUUAAAGCUCUAAUCCAAAUUUCGUCUUACCACACAAGUGCCAAAACACUGGUAGAAGCCGGAAUUGUACAAGUUAUGAUUGAUGAGAUGUUCACACGGAUAAUUUACAAUGAACCAAUGAACUCAAAGAAAGAAGCUGCUAUCAUUCUUGCAAAUAUAGUCGAGUCUGGGCUUAAUCUUGAGACCCUCAAAAUCAACACUCAUGGCCACACAUUGUCCUCAGAUUACUUUUUAUACAACAUCAUCCACAUGAUCAAGAGUUCUACCCCAGAUGAGCUCAACAUCAGCCUCAUCAGAAUUCUUCUAAGCCAGACGAAGUUCCAGAAAUCAACAGCCGCCAUAGUCUCACUAAUCAAAGAAACUGAAGCAAGCUACAGCAUAAUUGAGCUCAUCAAUAACCCAUAUGAAGAACUUGGAGUUGCCGCUAUCAAACUAUUAAUCACGCUUUCGCCUUACAUGGGCCACACACUGGCAGACAAACUUUGCAAAACCAGAGGCCAACCUGAGAGCCUGAUCCAGAGCCCGAUAGAGACAACGCAAAUCACAGAGAAACAGGCACUUUCAGCAACUCUUCUGGCAAAACUUCCCCAUCAAAAUCUAACACUCAAUCUAGCUCUUCUCAGCAAGAAUACAGUCCCAAUAAUCCUACAAUCAAUCAACCAAAUGCAAAGAAGUGGCAGCAGGCAUGCUAGUGCUUGCUUAGAGGGCUUAGUGGGUGUUCUAGUUAGGUUCACAACUACCCUAUAUGAACCCCAAAUGUUAUUUCUAGCUAGCAACUACAAUUUCACAUCAAUAUUCACAGAAUUGCUGAUGAAAACAUCGAGCGAUGAGGUCCAGAGGUUAUCAGCAAUUGGGUUGGAGAACCUCUCAUCAGAAUCAACGAACCUAUCAAAACAACCUCAGAUCAGAAGAUCCAAGUUCAUGAAAUUGUUCUACUUACCCAAAUGUUUAACUACUGGUUCAUCAAAAGACAGGAAAAUACAAGUUUGCCCAGUUCAUCGAGGUGUUUGUUCUGCCCAAAUCACCUUCUGUUUGUUUGAAGCAAAGGCAGUUGAGAGGCUCUUGACUUGUUUGAGUCAUGAGAAUGUUGAGGUGGUUGAAGCUGCAUUGUCUGCAAUAUGUACUCUGCUCGAUGACAAAGUUGAUGUGGACAUAAGUGUGAACAUGUUGAGCAGUGUGAAUGCCAUACAGCAUGUUCUUCAUGUAUUGAGGGAGCACAGGCAAGAAAAUUUGCAGGCAAAAUCGUUCUGGGUGAUUGAAAGAUUCUUAAUGAAAGGUGGGGAAAAGUCAGCUUCGGAUAUAUCCCAGGACAAGUUGUUGCCUGCUACGUUGGUGAGUGCCUUCCACCAUGGUCAUGGUAACAUGAAACAGAUGGCUGAGAAGAUUUUGAAGCAUUUAAACAAUAUUCCCAACUUCACUUCCACCUAUACAUAUACCUCUUAACAUCUCUCUCUUAAAUUUCCAAAAUUAUACAGAUCCUAACUUUCUCUCUCUCUCUCUAUCUCAAGUUUGAUGCUGCUUGACCAAAUAUUAUAUAUUACAGUGACCCUGGUGCACUGUUUUUUGUUUUAUUCACAAGAGUGGAAAAUGAAGAUUAUUUCGAAA